AUGCAGAUUUCUGUCGAAAAGCGCGGUAAGAUCUCGGGUGGACGUUUCCCCCUGCAGGUGACCAUGCCAGAGGGUGCCACCCUCGGUAUGUUGAAGGGCGGUAUCAGCCAGCUUGUCCCAUCCCUCUCGGUGGAGCGCCAACGUCUUACAGAUGCUAACAAGGUUGCCUUGCUGGACGACAGCAAGACGCUUACCGAGCUGGGCUUUGGCGAGCAAAAUGUCGUCACAGUCAAGGACCUUGGUCCACAAAUCAGUUGGCGCACUGUGUUCCUGGUGGAAUACGCUGGUCCCUUGUUCAUCCAUCCAUUCUUGUAUUAUGUUUCGCCUUUGUUCUGGUCGCACUUUGGCCGUGCCUUUGAGCAUUCGUUCGUACAGCAUAUUGUUCUUGUUCUUGUCAUGGCACACUUUGCGAAGCGUGAGUUUGAAUCGCUGUUCAUCCAUCGUUUCUCGAAUGCGACCAUGCCUGCUUUCAACAUCAUCAAAAACUCGACGCACUACUGGCUGCUCUCUGGAAUCCUUCUGGGCUGCGGUGUGUACUCGCCUCUUCUGGGUGCUGCUGCUGUGAAAGGUACGAUUCGGGACAACCACCUGUACAUCUGGAGCUGUGUGGCUCUUUGGGUUUUCGCUGAGGCGAUGAACUUCCACUCGCAUGUCAUCCUUAUGAACCUGCGCCCGAAGGGUACUCGUGUUCGUCGUAUUCCUUACGGUGGUGCUUUCGGUCUGGUGAGCUGCCCGAACUACUUCUUCGAAGUGCUGGCAUGGCUGUCCAUUACGAUGAUGACUCUAUCGCUGAGCUCGCUUGUCUUUUUGGUUGUCUCAGCCGCGCAGAUGACUAUCUGGGCGAUCAAGAAGCACAAGAACUACCGCAAGGAGUUUGGCAACCAGUACCCUCGCCAGCGCAAGAUCAUGUAUCCAUUCAUUUUCUAA
Messenger RNA from Malassezia pachydermatis, 927 nucleotides. RefSeq names its product tsc13-enoyl reductase involved in very long chain fatty acid elongation. The transcript has a single exon. The record is from RefSeq and is a predicted model, not a curated record. NCBI's taxonomy places the organism in Eukaryota, Fungi, Basidiomycota, Malasseziomycetes, Malasseziales, Malasseziaceae. Gene Ontology annotation, molecular function: oxidoreductase activity, acting on the CH-CH group of donors; protein binding. Gene Ontology annotation, biological process: very long-chain fatty acid biosynthetic process. The coding region runs from base 1 to 927 and encodes 308 amino acids.